AAGACUUACUGACUGACUUACCGUCAGUGACAAUGUGACUUGGACUUGGACUGGAGUGGGAAGAACACACGUCUUGCUGUAUGUCAGGAGCGCAACUAGGGUUGGUAACUAUGGACUGGCUGAGGAAACUGGUUGCAAUAUGACAGCGCUAUGCUUCAAGUUCACUUAAAAUUCACUUAUAUACCAUAGCUUCAUAGUAUCCAUUGUGGUUUAAAUUUAAAUUUUAACAACUGUAAUGCCUGACCCAAUCAACAGAAUUGGAAAAAUGCUACUGGCCCACACUGGGUUUAUAGUACACACUGUUCUAUAACGUGUUCCAUUUACCAGCUCUAAAAAAAUAUAAUCACAAUUUUGGAGUUAAUUUUCCCAUUGAACAAGAACUGAUGUAUGCAAAAUGAAACUCAUGCUUGUGGCUGUAGAUCCUGCAAAAUAUUGGUAACCAUUGACUAAACACAUUGUGAUAAGCCUUAAGACGAAACUCAAUAUCGUCAUCAAUAUUGACCAUACUGACUGAUAUUGACUGCCAUGAGCGGCUAUGGGAGCCGUAAAUCUCGUUUAUGACCACCUGAGCUACGGAACCUAUCGAUGGUGCACUAUACUCUGUAAGAAAAUAGAUGACAGCACAGCAUCUGAUACGCCAAUGGUUUCUGGUCGAAUAGAAACGAGUCCGUAAUGGAUUAUUGUGAAAGAAUGAUAUGGAUUUCGAAAUUCUGCGAUAUGCGUGAAAAUAUAUAGGACGAAUAGUUGUUUGUUGGGGAGGAGGGAAUGCUGGACCACAAAACUCUACCUAUUUGUUGAAUGUUUCCGUCGGGAAUAGGUUGCAACCUCCCAUUCCCAAGUUGCCUGGGUUUCCCCAUUGAAACAGAAGAACUCAUCCCCAAGAUGGCAAGAGAACCAGUUAUACUCAAUGUUUAUGAUAUGUAUUGGAUUAAUGAGUAUACAACGUCACUUGGACUGGGAGUCUUCCAUUCUGGAGUGGAAAUCUAUGGCACGGAGUAUGCCUAUGGUGGCCACCCAUUUCCAUUUUCUGGUAUAUUUGAAAUAAAUCCAAGAGAUGCCGAGGAACUUGGAGAACAAUUUCAAUUCAGGCAAUCUGUCCAUGUUGGACACACAGAUUUUACUGAAGAUGAUGUCAAGAGAAUAGUUGCAGAGCUUGGGAAAGAUUUUCGUGGUGACCGUUACCAUCUUAUGAACAAGAACUGUAAUCACUUCUCGGGCUCUUUUACGCAGAUACUGUGUGGCCAAGAGAUCCCAUCGUGGGUUAAUCGGCUAGCAUACUUCAGCUCAUGUGUUCCAUUUCUUCAGCGCUGUUUGCCCAGAGAAUGGUUAACACCAAUGGCUCUGCAGCACUCCCUCAAUUCACAUCAAGAGAAUUCCCCAGAUACGUCAUUGUAACAUCAAGCUCCUGCCACUAGGCUCUAAUAUCCGUCAGUUCUUUUAUUAUGAAUGGAGAGCUAAAACCGUCACAAAACUGUUUUUUUAAUUUGUUCUGUUUCUUAAUGUUAUUUAAUUACCCAGUAAAGUCACUGCAAGAUAUAUUGGUGAAAUAUGUUUGAAGAUUCAUUUUAAGCAAGAAUAUUAAUUAACAUGGGGCUACAAAAUGUCAUAGGAAUGUCUGUUGGUGCUGACAUGUUAGCAUGUUUAUAUUAAAAUAUGUUCUGGAGGCCUGAUUGUUUGUUUGUUUUGUAUGCUGCAGUUUAACAGGGUGUUAGAUGCACUUACAGUAUUUGUGUUUCCUGUAAGAUACAGCAUUCAUAUAAAAUACAGGUUUUGGUUUUAGACUUUUAAUUUUUGAAUGUUAUUAUUUUCGUAAAAUUUUGAUAAUUUUAUUUUCUCAGAUGUAUUCAGCAAAAAUAAAAUUCAGUUAGGUGCAUUUAGGCCAAAGUAUGUAACAGGGCCACUUUAAUCUUGCCAUUUAUAAUUGAAAACCUUAAUUCCUAGUAGACUGCCACUGGAAAACUUUCUGCAUGUGCAUUGUUCUAGUAAAUUGAUAGUUUAUAUUAAUACCUGAUGUAGGAUAGAAACUGUUUAAAUUUGAGGUCAACUCAGUUUACAUUUCUGAGCCAUGCAAAGUUUUCUGAGCUUUCCCAGAAAGUUACUUAAGAAUGCAUGAUAAUCCUAAGUCAUUACCAUGUAGAUAAUGAAUUUAUUUAACUGCACAGCAGCACGUAUUAAACAAUAGGCUUGCUGUGACUGUUGAUCAUAGAGUUUGCAAGUGGUAGAAGAGAAGUGUUUAAUGUGAAUUCCAGUGCACAGAUUGAAAGAUAAUGAAGGCAACUGUUUUUAUAAUAAAAAUUGUGAAAAUUUAUGAAUUACUCAGUCUGUUAUGUGUUCUUUUUUUUUAAUAAUAUUUAUUAUGAAGAAACCUCUUAUUUUGUGUGAAGAAGUGAAAGAUAAUGAAGAAUAUGCAGUGAGAGUAUAUGUGUAAAAUGUACGUUAUACCUAGAACAAAUUGUGGUGUCUUGUUUUUCUAUGCAACUGUUAGAGGUUGCCCAAAGAGAAUUUAAAACUGUUUUAGCAAAUCAAAGAAAUUAAUAUUUUUCUGAUAAAUGCCCAUAAUCU
Molecule: messenger RNA, 2562 nt
Organism: Cryptotermes secundus
Lineage: Eukaryota; Metazoa; Arthropoda; Insecta; Blattodea; Kalotermitidae
Product: deubiquitinase DESI2
Exons: 6
Coding region: 799-1395 (198 amino acids)
Biological process (GO): protein deubiquitination
Molecular function (GO): deubiquitinase activity
Source: RefSeq, a predicted model, not a curated record